This is a messenger RNA of Anthonomus grandis grandis, 720 nucleotides long. RefSeq names its product V-type proton ATPase subunit G-like. The record is from RefSeq and is a predicted model, not a curated record. Gene Ontology annotation, biological process: proton transmembrane transport. Lineage: Eukaryota; Metazoa; Arthropoda; Insecta; Coleoptera; Curculionidae. Bases 167 to 541 code for a protein of 124 amino acids. Gene Ontology annotation, molecular function: proton-transporting ATPase activity, rotational mechanism. Gene Ontology annotation, cellular component: vacuolar proton-transporting V-type ATPase complex. The transcript is spliced from 3 exons.
UACCUCGGGACCAGUUUAUUUUUCUCGGCAUUAAUUUAGUAAUUGAGCGAUAUUAUUAUUAUGUAUUUACUGAACUGCUAAAAAUUUAAGUGGUCGCUUCCUAUCUUUCUAUACGCAUAAGACACAAUCAGUUAAGGUCGAGUUUUUUGUUUUUGCAAGUGGUGAUAUGGCGAGUCAUCAGACUCACGGUAUUCAGCAACUGUUGGUAGCUGAAAAACGGGCUGCUGAAAAAGUUGCUGAAGCUAGAAAAAGAAAAGUCAAACGCAUAAAACAAGCAAGGGAUGAGGCACAAGCAGAAAUUGAGGCAUAUAGGAGGGAAAGAGAAAGGCAGUUUAGAGAAUAUGAGGCCAAACAUAUGGGUUCAAAAGAAGACGUGGCAGCUAAAAUUAAUAAAGACACAGAAACUUAUUUAAGAAAUAUGGAAAAAUUGGUUGAGGAUAACAAAGAUAAGGUUAUUGAAGAAUUAAUUAGUCUUUGCGUGGACAUCACUCCUGAAGCACAUCCAAAUUUCUUUGUCAUGAGGACUUUCAAUUCAAUUUAGCCAAGAAUAAUACUAUCAAUAGCAUAUAAACGUAUUUCCAUUUACAUAGAAUAGAACUUAUAGCUUCUAGAAUGAAUAACUAUUAUGUACAUUGUAAAAAGUAGGAUUUUAGAUUUAGUAAUGCAUCAAAUUUCUAACUUGAUGAAUACCUAAGUAAUAUAGAUUGGUUAACAAUUUAA